This is a messenger RNA of Chaetomium globosum CBS 148.51, 1605 nucleotides long. RefSeq lists its product as uncharacterized. Bases 1 to 1605 code for a protein of 534 amino acids. Lineage: Eukaryota; Fungi; Ascomycota; Sordariomycetes; Sordariales; Chaetomiaceae. The transcript has 3 exons. The record is from RefSeq and is a predicted model, not a curated record.
AUGGCGGCACGAUUCCUGCCAGUUGCAGCGCUGACUGCUGUCCUUGGGCCAAUGAUUGGGAAUGGCUUGUCUUGGGCACAAAUAACUGCAGGUUGCACCGCCAAUUCCUUCACAACACCGAGCUGGCUUGUCCAAGAUUUCACUUCUCAGAUAGCAGGGGACCUUACGGUUGCCGCGUUCCACGCGCUCAACAGGGCUACAAACGUUACAACAGAACUGAGAUGCACUUCAACCACCCCAACAUCGGGAUGGCAGAGCUGCCGGAGCAGGAAUCAGACUGAGCAACCGCUCAUCGCGUCUUUCCAGGCCGACACCUCGACGGCCUGGUUUCUGUUCAAUGAGACAUGGCCUUGCAAUGACCUGACCCCAAGUCAACCGCUCACCUUCUCGGCCCUUGGUAACAGCUCAGUCGCCCUGAACUGCACAACGGAUGAGAGCAAAACCACGACAUGCCAUUCCGCAACACCACUGCUCGCCAAAGCUGCCCUUUCCUCUCCUGUCAAGAUUACCCCAUCAUACGUGAGUGGGCCGCCGGGACAUGACACUCCAGGCUGCACGGCCGACUCGGGGACGCCGGCCUGGGAGGUGGUCGCCAGCCAGAUAAAUCUCCGAAAAGUGUCAGGACUGCGCCAGUCCGGAAACGCUUUCGUCAUAAUCAAGAACGACCACCUAGGGUACACGGCUUCCUGCGGUGGGACUCUGACCGCUGCCAGUGGGCCACAACCAUUAUCAUGCGAAGGCCAAAUCGCAUAUCGCCGCCCCGACAAGUACCAAAUCCACACGGAGCUCUCCUUCGACCCCGACAACCUCACCCUCGGUAUCAACCAAACCUGGUUCUGCGACGACCAAGCCCAGCCCAGCCGUAAGCCACAACCCCCUUCCCCCCUCCCACCUCCCAGCAUAGUACCCACCCACCAUUCCGCACCCCCACCCCCACCCCCCAGCAUCUCCAUCACCGGCAGCGGCACGACCCCCCUCCCACUCGAAUGCACCGUCUUCAACCAAACCGCCACCGAAACCACGACCUUCUGCUCCGGCGGCACGACGGACGGUCCCGUCCGCGGCAACGCCACCGCGCGCGCCCUCCUCCCACCCUUUUCCCUCAACGACCCGCUCCCGACCGCCGAGAGCUGCACCAUCUCGUCGCUGGUCGCGCCCGCCUGGUGGUUCAACGGCUUCGAGACCAACACCACCACGGCGCACAGCGAGACGGUCACGGCGCGCUUUGGGAUGGAGUUGCAGACGGCGGGGGAGGCGUCGGGGAAUUUUGCGAUUGUGGUCGUGGAGGGGGUGGAAGUGGGUGGGGGGGAGGCGAAUAGCUCGGCGGAGCUGCCGUGGAAUAGGUGCGUGUUGGAGUCGGUGGGGGAUGUUGCGCUGGCGCCGACGGGGUGUGAGUUGAGGUAUGAUAUGGCGAGUGGGUUUUUGGGGUUGCGGGUGAAUUGGACGUGUGCGGAUUUGGAUCGGGGGAGUCCAGUCUUGUUCGGCGGAGAGGUGCGCACUCUGGUGCCUGAGCUCACCUGCGUCACGUCGGGGACGGAUAUACGCUGUGCUUCGCCAGUUGUAGAGCCGUGGAGGGCAAAUGUCACGUCGCUGACUUGGAAGUAG